AUGAAGCUGGAGGCGGCGCGACAGUUAAUAGCGAAAAAGCUGCAAUCUUUCCGUAUGGAAGAUGGCGAACUGGUGUACCAUACACUCUCAUUUCUGGUAGAGUCGGAGCAAGGGCCUUUCUGGAAGGUGUAUCUGCUGAAUCCGUCUGUGUCCUACGAUGAUGCCUUAUAUGUCUUGCUGGCCUUGUUGGGGGUGACUUUACUACGACUGAUUAUUAGCGGGGGCAGCAGCGGCGCAUUGAGACGUCUGCCCUGCAUUUCAAAGAAACUGGCGAAGUCUACAAAUUGCGUUCGCCCUGGAAAGCUGCACAAGUUCGGUGAAAACGUUUGGUAUACGAUAUGGCACGGCACUGCUUUCUUCUGGGGCUGUUAUGUCUUGUAUAGCGAAUUCGGAACAGCAGAAGUGCCAGGAUGGCCUCGGCUGCAUCUGCAGCGCCCCGACGGCCGCUGCCUGAACACUGCCCUUAUUAGGGCGCUGACACAGGACUUCGUGGAGAGUCGCUGGCGUAUCCCUGGGGGUACUGUUCUUCCUGCUUUCCUCGUUGUUCUUCAGAUUCUGCAUAUUUAUUGGUUCUGGUGUAUCAUCAAGAUGGUCAUUGGACUCGUUACUGCCGUCCGCAAUGGAUCGCGCGAAGACUGCGAAGACGUCCGGAGUGAAGACGAAGACGACGGCGAGGACGAGAAGGGGGAUGACGAGCCAAAGGAAAAUAAGAAGAAACAAUGA
Eimeria acervulina is the source of this 723-nucleotide messenger RNA. RefSeq names its product longevity-assurance domain-containing protein, putative. The record is from RefSeq and is a predicted model, not a curated record. Gene Ontology annotation, molecular function: sphingosine N-acyltransferase activity. Gene Ontology annotation, biological process: ceramide biosynthetic process. NCBI's taxonomy places the organism in Eukaryota, Apicomplexa, Conoidasida, Eucoccidiorida, Eimeriidae. The transcript has 6 exons. Bases 1 to 723 code for a protein of 240 amino acids.